CCAUCCCCUCUACCCCUUCCUCUCUGCUCCUGUGGCGCCUGCCAAGCUCGAUUUGUCCCCCUCCCGGUCUUGCACAUGUGCGCCGCCCCCGGUCCCGAGGCCGGCCGCGCCCAGGCGCCCCGGCCGGCCAACCCCCCCGCCGCAACCGGCCCCUCGAGUCAGAACCCGGUUCUCUUUGAGAGCUGGGUCGAGGUGGAGCCCAAGUGGUCCUUCGAGACGUGGCGCCGGCGGCGGCUCAUCCUCACCGAUCGGUCCUUGCUCCUGGUGGAUGCGUCGGUCCCGGCCCCCCGGGCAGCGGCCCUUUCGACCCUGGGCGCCGCGGUCGGCGAGCCCCAUGCAAGCGGGGUGCUCAGCCAAUUCCCCGUGCAGCUGGUGACCCUGGUCGCCCCGGCGCGGCAGAUCCUCGAUGACAAGACCGCUCCCGGGCCGCUGCGUGCACAGCUCGCCCGCCUGGAUGCCCGCCUGGCGGCCCGGGUGUUUGUCGUCGAGGCGGACGCCGGGGAGCGCAAGCACUCCGGCAUUGGGCAAUUGGCCCAGCGCUUGCGCGGGGCCGACCCCAAAGCCAAGCUUCGCCGGCGCCUGGUGAUGGCGGCGCGCGAUGCGAAUGACUGCGAGCGCUGGGUCGGUGUCCUCCGGCAGACCUGCCAGCAUUUGUCCGGCUCCUUCUCCUCCUCUGCCGGGCUGGCUGAUGUGUCCCUGGAGGCCGCCGCGCGACUGACCCUGCCGCGGCUGGAGCAGGCCAUGCCGGCUGACACGUUCGCCCGGCUUGGCGACCCAGCCGGCUCCUGCUUCGGCGGCUCCCUCGUCGGCGGCGUGGUCGAUGACAUCACCCUGUAUGGCAUCCGCCCGGCGGUCCUGCCCCACAGCGAGCUGGCCGUCUACGAGGCGUACUUUCGGGGCUUCCUGGAUCCGGAGGCCCUGUCGAGCGCCGUGCCGCUGGAAGCCCUGGGCGCCGACGCCCAGGCCGCCGCGUCCAUCGUGUCCGGGCGCAUGCGCGGGGACUGGCAGGCGCGCUUCGAGCGGGUGCUGUCCGAUCGCCGGCUGACGCCGGGCGCGAGGGCCGUGUCGCUGGCCCGGCUAUGCGGGGCCUUUGGCGACAGCGCCCGGUCGGCGGUCGUCAGCCUGGUGGACGGCCUGGCGGUCGGCCGGGCCGGGACAGACGCCGGGGUCAGUCUCGACUCGCUGUCCCCCCACCAGGCCAUCCGGUCGUCAUGCGGGACCAUGGACCUCUUUUUUGCGGCGGACUACCGGCGCGCGCUGCUGGAAGAUGCGCGCCGGCGCCGCGAGCGCCGCACCAUCGAUGCCACCUCCGGCAUGACCCUACUUGGGGCCGAUUCCGGGGAUGACUCGGACGACUCGGCCGACGAUGAGGACCAUCCCUUCGACCAUGAUGACACCCUGUCAGAUGCCGGGUCCGAGUCGGAUGGGGCCGACUCUGGCCCCGAGGACUCGGAGGCCGGGGCCAGGCCCUCUCGGCCGGCCCCCGGGCCGGGGGUCGUCGUGCGGACGGUGUCCCCCGGCAAGCGUGCCCGCGGGGCGGCCGGGUCGGCGCCCGGUCCGGAGACGGCCCGCCUGGCGGACGAGGUCCUGCAUGCGGUCAAUAUCGGCAUCUGGCACAAGGAGGCGCAGCAGGAGUUUUCGGGCGCCGCGGCGGCGGUCGCCGCCCUGGCGGCUCUCACUCCCGGCCCGGAGGAUGAUGCCCCGCCGGGGCCCUGUGCCGCGGACUUGUUGACGGUGCCCAUGUGCUGCCUGGUGGACUUCAAGGGCUUCCGCGUGUUCUGCCGCGCGGUCCUGAGUGAUGGCGAUGAGCAGCCGCGCUUCUCGGCUGUGGACUUGGCGGCACACGAGCAGCAGGCUGCCCGUGCGGUGGCCGCCGUUCUGGGCCUCGUGUCGGCGCAAGACCUCCUGGCCGAGGGGCCAGCCGCUUCAAAUGCAGCUCCCAUCAGCGCCUCGAUCGUGGCCAAGCGCCUGCUCAACCCGGUGCACCGGCAGCGCCCGGCGGUCGACGCCCCCGGCGGUGAUGCCGAAUCGCCGGGCCUCCCGAGCCAACCGCCCGCCUUCCUGACCGGACUGAGCACCCUGCUUCCCAAUACUCCGCCCUGGCAUGGCACCGAGCUGCCAUCGGCCGGAGAAGUGCGCACCUCCGAGGGUCAGCGUGACCAGGCUUUGCGCGCGCUUGACCAGCACCGACGCUUCCGCGCGGAGCUCCUCCUGUCGCGGGCCGGCAGCGCCCCGGUGGCUCUGUCACCCGAGGAGUCCCUCUGUGUGGAUGCCUUCCGGCCGACGGCCACCGUGGCCCUGGCGGCCGCCAAUGCCGCGGCCGCCACCACCGCCCUCCCCUCGGCCAAUGGUCCGGCAGGGCCUCGGCAGCGGCGCCUGCAGGCACGCCUCGAUGCGGCGUCCCUGCGCGAGGGGACCGCAGAGCGCGAGGCCCGGCUCCGGGCCCUGGCCGCGGAUUUGGCCGCGCUGGCAUUCAUCCCGGCCGACGGGUCGGCCCUGGUGGCGGAGAUGCAUGCUCGCGGCCUCAAUGUCCGGGAUGUUGGCUGGCUGCUGGCAUCGGCCGCGGUCCCGGCCUACGUCCGGCGCAUGUGCCUGGUGGAAAUGCUGGCCCGCGCUGGCAAGUACCUGGUGCUGGGUCGGCUUCGGGUGGCCGCGGUGCGCGGGACCCGGGGCCGCCAUGCGCCGGUUGCUUUGCUUCGGCGAGAUGCCGCGCGCUCCGAAAAAGCGGCUGUUCGUGCGCUGGUGGCCGCCACCAACAAGAUGCUCGUGAAGAACCCCGCAAGCGAUCGAUUCUACAAGCGCAAGGUCAUUCCCCUGCUGUGCCUGCUAUUCCCCGAUGCAGGGGUGCUGUUCGCGGAGCGCGCAUCGCGCCGGGCCUCCCUGGCCCGGGAUCAGCUGUGCCCGCGAGCCCUGGCCCUGGCCCUGGCCCGAGUGUGCCAGUUCUCCCUGCGCCCCGGGGCCCUCAGCGGCACCGGCACCCCGGUCCUUCAAUCGGCCGACAUCGCCGGCUUCACAGUCCGGGCCAAGCCUCUCAGCCGGCUGGUCACCCCGGUCCCGGGCACCGAGCAUGAUGCCCCCGGGGCUGGCUCCGCCAGCGGGGACCUCCUCACCGAGCGGGCCUGUGCCCACUGGCUGGUGACGGACACCCUGGCAGCCGGGGCCUUCGACCUGCAUGCUCGACGCCGGGCUCUGACCGGGCCGAGCCUGGUGCGCAUGGCGCGCGCGCUGGCCGCCAGCGGUCGGCCGGAUUCCGGCGGGUUCCUGGCCCGCGCGGCCCUCGGCGCGGCGCUGGCCCUCAGCGGGGCGGCCCUCGACCCGGCCACCCGGGACACGGGUGAGCCUGGCCGCUCGGCCCAGGCGGAAGACCGGCUCCUGGCCCCGAGCCUGCCCCUCGGCUCGGGCCCCUGUGCGGCAUUCAUCCCGGCGGCCUGCGCACUGAUGGACUGUCUGCGCGAUGAGCUGCUGGCCGGGGACUUCCGCCUUCCGCCCGAGGACGAGUGGCGUGCCAUGGCUGCCGCCGGUCCCGAGGCCGAUGGUCCCCUGGGAGCCGAAACGUGGGCCCAGGGCCAAGUUGGCCGGGUGUAUGCCACCGCAUUGCGGCUGGUCGAGCGCGAGUGGGCCGUGCGCCCGGUCCGGGCCAAGGACGCCGCCCUGGACCCGGCCCCGCAUGCGCUGCUCUUCCAGGUCCAUGCAUCGGCGGCCGGGGUUUUCCUCGCGGCGGCCGAGUAUGACCGUCGGGCACGCGUGGCCGCAUUGCUGGCCCAGGCGGCCGCCGGCCCCGAGGACUCCGAGCAAGCCAGCCACGAGGAAGGCAAGCAGCGAGGCGCCGAUGCCAGGCCGGGGGCCCUGCCGCCGCUGGUGCAGCCGGCGGAGCUGGCCGAGGAUCAGCUUCGCCCUGGGCCGCGGUUCCUGGCCGCGCAUCUGGCCAGCCAGCGCGUGGCCGACACGCUGCUGGCGCCCGUCGGCCCGGCGGGCCAGGCCCUGCGCGGGCAGCUGGCCCAAGUGAGUGCCACGGCCUUGGCAGCAGUGGGCCGGCAUGCGGAGGCGUGCGGGCACUUUGCGCGCGCCCUCGACCCGGCUGGGGCCGAUGCCGACCUGGAGGCUCUCGAGCAGCAGGCCGAAUUGGCCAUCAGCCACGCGCGGUCGCUCCUCCACUGGGCGCGGGACACUCGCCGCCAGGAAGAGCAGCAGCAGCAGCAGCAGCGGCGGCCAGCCGCGGCGGCGGCGGGCAGCUCAACCCAGGGGCCGGACCCCUCGUCCGAGCGCCUGGUGGCUCGGGCCAAGCAUGCGGCGGUCGACGGGCUUCGACACUUCCAGACCCUCUAUCAGACCCCCCUGUCGCCGCAGCAGCUGCAUUCCCAACGCAUCGGGGACUUGGUGGUGGGCCUGGCAUCGGGGUUCAUCCUGACGGCCCAAGUGUCGGGCUUUGAUUUCCUGGAGGCCGGCUGGCCGGCCCCGGCGGCGGUCCUGAGCCUGGCCCGCUCGUCCGAGGGGGCACGGCGUCUGGCGCUGGCCGUGUCGCGCCUGGACCGGGCAUACCAAUUGCUGACCACCGGCCGGGACACGGCCAGCGGCCCGGGAGCCGCCGGUGGGAAUCUCCCCCCGCGCGGGCACUCCGAGGAUGCGCUGACUGCGUGGGCUGCGGCCGAGGCGGCCGGGCCCCCCUCGGACCCUGGCGCCCAGUCACUCACCUGGAAGCGCCACCUCCUGGAGGUCGUUCGGUGCUUGGUUACCCUGCGUCGGGUGCAGGUCGAGGGCUCUCUCGAUGGUGGGCCCGGAGCCGCGGCCGGCGCCGGCAGUGGCACUGGUCUGGCCUCGGCGACCACCCUGCUGGCGCACCCCCCCGCGUGGCUAUGCUCCUCGCGGAGCUGGCGCACUGGCUGCGGUGCCGGGCCCGGCUGCCUGAACAUCAGUGGCCGGUGUGUCGCCUGGCCGACGGCCGCCGUGGACAGCCUCCUGCGCGACCUUCACGAGGAGGGCCCUCUGGCCUUCAUCAACAGCCGCCUGGACCGGGUGGCCUGCUUGCCGGCAGUGCUGGCCCCCUCGGCCGGGCACUCGGCCCCCGGCGCCGUGGAUGAGACCCUGCCAGCGGCCCCGGCCCGGGCCCUGCGCGAGCUGCGCAUGCUCUUUCGACUGGUGGGCGCCACCACGGUCGGUGUGGCGGCUGACGGGUCGUGAGAGCAGGUGUGUGUCUGUGUAUGCCACACUGUGCGUGUGUGCAUGGGAGUCCCUUUUUUUUCUCUUGCCCGGAGGCCCGACCGCUAUGGGGAAAUAAAAAGGCACACCUC
Molecule: messenger RNA, 5288 nt
Organism: Fonticula alba
Lineage: Eukaryota; Rotosphaerida; Fonticulaceae
Exons: 4
Coding region: 76-5178 (1700 amino acids)
Source: RefSeq, a predicted model, not a curated record